AAACACUUAUUUCUUCUGUGUACUUUCUUAGUUGAUGAUAUUUGCCAGCUCAGAGGUGGCGGGAAAUUUUAUAGAGAAAAGAUCGGAACGAUGGCCAAUCCCAUUAUGAAUGGAGGUGGAGACCACACAGACCUCCAGGCAGACAUUUCUGUCGAUGACCCUGAAAUGUAUAACUUGAUCAAACAGGAAAAGGAGAGACAGAUGAGAGGACUCGAACUCAUUGCCUCGGAGAACUUUACAAGCAAGGCUGUCCUCCAGUGCCUAGGGUCCUGUCUCACAAACAAAUAUUCAGAAGGUCAACCAGGACAAAGGUAUUAUGGAGGGAAUGAAUUCAUUGAUCAAAUAGAGCUGCUAUGCCAGAAGCGAGCCCUGCAAGCCUUUGGAUUGUCCCCAGAUAAGUGGGGAGUCAAUGUUCAGCCUCUCUCUGGAUCCCCGGCUAAUUUUGCUGUCUACACAGGAGUUGUUGGGCCCCAUGGUAGAAUCAUGGGUCUUCAUCUUCCAGAUGGUGGUCAUCUUAGUCAUGGCUUCAUGACUCCCUCUAAGAAGAUAUCUGCCACGUCGGUGUACUUUGAAUCCUUCCCAUACAGAGUUGAUCCAAAGACAGGAUUAAUAGACUAUGACCAGCUUCACCAGAAUGCAAAGCUCUUCCUUCCUGAUAUGAUUGUUGCAGGAGUGAGCUGCUACUCUAGACAUCUGGACUACAAGCGAUUUAAGGAGAUAGCUGAUGAGAAUGGAGCGUAUGUACUAGCAGAUAUGGCUCAUGUUAGUGGUCUUGUUGCUGCAGGACUUACCCCUAGUCCAUUUGAAUACUGUGAUAUUGUUACCACAACGACACAUAAAACCCUCAGGGGUCCAAGAUCAGGGAUGAUUUUCUACAGGAAAGGUGUCAGAAGAGUGAAGAAUGGAAAGGAGGAGAUGUAUGACUUGGAGAAGAGGAUUAACGAAGCUGUGUUCCCUGGACUUCAAGGAGGCCCCCAUAACCAUCAAAUUGCAGGUGUAGCUGUGGCAUUACAACAAGCAAUGAGACCAGAAUUCAAAGCAUACCAACAACAGGUCAUCAAUAAUGCACAAGCUAUGUGUCAGGCAUUUCUUUCUAAGGGAUACACAGUAGUAUCAGGUGGAACAGAAAACCAUUUAAUUCUGAUUGAUCUGAGGCCAAAUAAUAUGGAUGGAGCCAGAGCUGAGAGAGUUUUGGAGUCUGUUAGCAUCGCUUUGAAUAAGAACACGUGUCCUGGGGAUAAGAGUGCACUCAAACCGAGUGGACUUAGAAUUGGAGCUCCUGCUCUCACAUCCAGAAACUUUAAAGAGAAGGACUUUGAACAAGUUGUAGAAUAUAUACACAAAGGUCUAGAAAUAACAAGAGAGGCAAUGCAGGGCUGUGGUCCACUUUUAAAAGAUUUCAAACUCAAAUUAGUUGAGGAUCCAGUAAUAAAAGACAAAAUUGCCAAUCUACGCAAGGAAGUGGAAAACUUUGCUCUUCAAUUCCCAAUGCCUGGAAUUGAUAACUGGUGAAUAUUAUUGCUACAUGAAAGACUGAAGUUAAUUUUUAAUCCAAAGAUUAUUGAAUCUUGAACCAUGGGGACAUGCAAAUACUUUUAUGGGAGAAUAUUUAAGUGAAUAGAAUUUUGCUCCAUGACAGGCAAAUCCAGGGAACUCCUUUCUGUAUAAUAUUUAUACAUCGUUCUAUUUAAGAUGUGUUCUGUUCUACAUUACAUCAUGUAACUGAUUAUUUACUAUCAUGAAUGUUGUCAUAAUAAAUUUUAGUAAAUUUUGUCAAA
Saccostrea cuccullata (small rock oyster) is the source of this 1778-nucleotide messenger RNA. Its product is annotated as serine hydroxymethyltransferase-like. The record is from RefSeq and is a predicted model, not a curated record. The coding region runs from base 91 to 1512 and encodes 473 amino acids. Gene Ontology annotation, molecular function: protein homodimerization activity; mRNA regulatory element binding translation repressor activity; zinc ion binding. Gene Ontology annotation, biological process: protein homotetramerization; L-serine catabolic process; tetrahydrofolate interconversion. Gene Ontology annotation, cellular component: cytoplasm; nucleus; cytosol. The transcript is spliced from 8 exons. Lineage: Eukaryota; Metazoa; Mollusca; Bivalvia; Ostreida; Ostreidae.